Messenger RNA from Cicer arietinum (chickpea), 3330 nucleotides. RefSeq lists its product as uncharacterized. NCBI's taxonomy places the organism in Eukaryota, Viridiplantae, Streptophyta, Magnoliopsida, Fabales, Fabaceae. The record is from RefSeq and is a predicted model, not a curated record.
ACAUAUUAUCAUUGUAACCACAUAUUAUCAUUGUAACGGCCAAAAUACUUUUUGUUUACAAAACCUACUCUAAAUGGGCAUUUUCGCACUUAGACCAUAACAUAGAAAUUAAAUUAAAGAACAAAAAAAAAAAUAAAAAAAUAAAAAGGACACCAUAGAGUGUAUUUUUGUCUAUUUUUAAAGUAGGUAAGAGGGGAGCCUUGUAAAUUCCAGUUGAGGGAAUAUAUGUGCAGGAAGGGAAAGAAAAAGUGCAAGGUUGGUUAAGAAACUUAAAUAGGAAGCCCCAUGGUGGAUGUUGAGAUAGAUCUCACAUCACCUUCAAGAAUUGCUUGGAAUGGAAUAAAGAUGAUUAAUAUAUAUACAUACAUAUGGUUACACCCACAUACACGCACCUAUUGAGUGAGUGAGUGAGUGGGCUAUAAUAACUUCCUUCCACGUCAAUUUUCUCUCUCAAUGUCUAAUAUUCAGAUACCAAUGUAUUGCUUGAUGACAGAUGACAGACUUCACCCCUCACCCAACUCUGAUUGUACCCUCUCAACCCCUCUCCUCUUCUACGUGGAAGUGGAACCACAUUGCCAUCAACAUUAUUAUUAUUAUUAUUAUUAUUUCUCCUUUUUCUUAGAGGAGGAGCUCGAGGUGCUGCAUGUCACAGCCACACCCAAAAUAUGGCUAAGAGAUCAGAUUUUGCACAGAAGCUUCUUGAUGAUCUGCGACUGAGGAAAGAACGAAUGACUGCUACUGCUACUGCUACUGCUACUGCAUCUCAUUCUCACAGCUCAAACCAAUCCCACCAUUUGCCUAUAGAUGCAUAUGCUUACACCAAGCAAACCUACAGAGGGUCGAGAAAUACAAAAGCAAAUGAAAUUGUUAGUUCCGGAAGUGGGGAGAUGCUGAAUAGGUCUAGCAGAAGGCAGAGAUCAGUAAAGAGUGGAGAGUUGUCAAAUCAGAUCAUUCCUUACGGGAAAGCCUUUGAGAAUGGAGGGAAACUAAGAAGGGCCGAUUUGUCUUUCACUAAUUCAAUUUUGGGUUUCCUUCAGAAAAUUCAAAGGGGAACAAUGGAUCGAGGAAGCAAUUUGGACAGGCAACUAGCUUCUACUAGUCACACCCUCUCUCUUGUGCAGAUAAAUGAGAUCUCCAAAGGUGCACAAAAACUCAACCACAUAUUGAGAGCCUGCUGCUCCAAUGGAGUUAACAUGGAUACAUAUUCAUUAAAUUUUGCAAAGGAACUAUUACAAGGAGCUAUUGAUUUGGAAGAGUCCCUUGGGAUGCUAGUAGAGCUGCAGAAAAGUUCAGAGUUUAUGAUUACCUCACAAACGCAAAACAAAAAUCGAAUCACGCUAUUAGAGGAGGAGGAGGAGGAUGAUGACGAAGAGGAUAAGAGGAGGAUGGAGAAAAUGCAGCUGGUGCGUCCAACUUUCUUGUUUGACAACAAGAUGCUGAGAACAAUUACUAUCACCAAGUCUAAGGAAGCCAAAAAGAUCAAAGUUUCUCAGCAGAAGGGAAUACCAACUAACAAUAGCGAAGCUGUUGCCGACAUUUCAAACCAGAUGGGCGACAAGGGAAGGAUUCCAAACGUAAUAGCCAAACUAAUGGGGCUAGACAACCUUCCUGAGAAAAAAGAUUCACGUAAUAGUAAUACUGCAUCAUCCAAGCACUCAAGCAGCACUACACUGAAGAGCAAACAAACUGACAAUUUGAUCAAAAACCAAAAAGUGGUUGUAGGAUCUUUCAAAAACCUAAUGUUUGGUGGCGCGGAUAAAAAUUUAGUCCUUCAAAACCAAAAGACUAUCUCUGAGUCUGAGGUGGUUGGUAUAAAAUCAUUGAAGGGCUUUGACAAAGCCAGCAUCAUCAACGGUUCUGCUCAAAAGAACCUUGUUAGGGAAAGUCAAAAUUAUGUUGAGGUGGUGAUGGGAAGGAAACAGGAUCGCCCAAAUAACAGUGGCACGUCUAAGGGCAGAACCACCAGCAAUGGCAAUGAUCCUGUUCGAAAUCUGCACGAAAGAAGAUCACAAGUUAAAUCUGCCAAUCAGGUUGCAAAUGCAAGUAUUAUUCAACCGGAAAAAAGACAUGCAAUUACAAACAAGCACAUGCAGAUGGGCAAUGAAAACAAGUCUCGGGACCAUCUGGGAGUUCAAAAGUCAAACUCAUACUACAUACUGUCUAAAGGUAGAGGGAGAGAAAUGACAAUCGAGAAUUCAUCCAAACAAUCCACCAAUAAUCCUCAAAAGAAGAAGAAGAAAAAACAGUCAUCCAUAAACCAACCCACACCGUUCAAAAAAUCAUGUGGUAACCAUGAUCUAGUGGAAUCCAAUGAGAAAGUAAACGAAAUUAUUAAUAGAAAGUCCUCUCCAAGAUAUGAAGAUUUUGAACGGAGGCAAACAGUACUCAAGGAUCAUAAACUGGCCUCCAGCAAGAAAAUAAAACCUGAACAAAUGCUGAGAGGAAGAAAUGGACAAGGCAAAUUUCAAGAAGCGAGUGAUAGAGCAUCUGGUGGCAAGUUCAAAGUCUUCAACGGAGCAGAGCGAAAAAGGGCUAGUAUGUUCAUAGAAGCCGAACAACUGCUUCCUACUACGUUAUACAAUUCUGGCAGUGGUGGAGAUUUACAAGAAUCACCCAAUGACUUGCAAUACGAAGCUGUUCCUGGGUCGCCACAUGAGGGAUUGAAGACAAGUGAAGUUGCUUUACAUAAAAUUAAAACAAAUGGGGGAAUUCAGGAAUACGGAAUGGGUGUGAAAUUAGAAGAUCAAAAUAUUUGUGAAAAACAACCAUUAUUAACAGAAAGUGGAAACCGCCUCAAGUUGAUUUUGGUAAUGAGCCAAUUAUUCGUCAACACUGCAGAAGCCCUUUUCAGACUCAACAUUCCGUUUGGUAUUCUUCAAGGUGGUCGUCAAGAUCAAGGUAGCAAACUUAUACUAGAUUGCGGCUAUGAAGUGAUGAAAAGAAAAGGGAUACGGCAGGAACUCAAAGUUCAUACUUGCUCAAAGAUAUCAUCAAUCACGAGUACUGCUAAUAUUAUAAGAUCCCUAGAUGACUUGGUUAGGCAGCUGAGUGAAGACAUGGACAAGCUUAAAUUAUACGGAAGGAAAAACAGUAGCCAAGUUGAUGUUGAGGAGAUGAUUCAACGUGAUGUGUAUCAUAAAUAUCCAGACAUAGACUGCAUGUGGGAUUUGGGUUGGAAUGAUGACACACUUGCAUUUAUCGAAAAAUAUGAUGUUAUAAGGGAUAUAGAAAAGCAUAUCAUUAGUGUACUACUAGAUGAGAUCACCAAAGAUUAUUGCAUGUUCAAAGAGAAUUGAUUGUUGAAUACUAUAAAAGAGAGCAAGUUUUUUA